Stereum hirsutum FP-91666 SS1 is the source of this 522-nucleotide messenger RNA. RefSeq lists its product as uncharacterized. The record is from RefSeq and is a predicted model, not a curated record. The coding region runs from base 1 to 522 and encodes 173 amino acids. The transcript has 3 exons. NCBI's taxonomy places the organism in Eukaryota, Fungi, Basidiomycota, Agaricomycetes, Russulales, Stereaceae.
AUGCCCUGCCUCCCCCUCACCUCCGCCUCCUACACUAAAAGAUCACUCCCAACCACAACGGCACCUCCCACCCAAACAGGCCUCCCAUCCUUCACCAUGAACGAACCGCCUCUUCCGGCUAUCCCAGCCUACUUAUACGAAGAUAACAUCGAACGCAUCGAAGGGUCAAGCAAGCAAAAGGCGAGAAAGUCGAAGAAGGAAUUGACGAAGAGAUGCGUGGGGUGUGUCGGUGGACAGAGGCGGACAUACGUCCCUUCGAAACUGUCGGAAUGUGAGACCGCCGACUUUGGCUUCGAGCCCGAGAUCGACUCAGCCAUUGUCGACUUGGAUGAGAACGAGCGCGUUAUCGUCCAUGAGGGUAUUACUGGGGUCGUUGCACUGGAGGAAGAGUACCGUAGCUGGUGUGUCGAUACCCAGGCUAUAGCUAGAAAUCAGGAUCGGGAUCGGGAGAGGACGACUCAGUACGGAGUGGCGAGAGUAUAUGCGGAGUUUGGAAGCAGUAAGGAUUUGGAGUGUAUAUGA